AUGCCGAGUGUCCGAAAACAGUCGUCGUUCCAUCGGGAACGCGCUCAAAACGAAGCGACCAUCCGAAUAAGGUCCCAUUCGGCCAAGUGUAAGGUACUGCCAGAGAGCGUAGAAGGAAAAAAGAGGGUAGCUCAGUGAACAAUUUAUUAGUUUCAGAACCGAAUCCAUAACAUCGACAUCGAACCGUCCGUGAACUACUUCAUCGCAAUCUUCAAGGAUAUCGAUGACUCCGUGGAGCACAUUGGGUUCGACUAUCAUCAGAGACUGUUUGAAGCUUUCGAGCGUGAGUUCUUCUUUGAAACUUCCCUGAGAAUCAUUCCGAUCUAUUCCAGCAUACCUCCGUAUCCGUGGCCUGACUGUCAAUGACGUCGAAUUCUUUCUCGAGAAGAGCUCGACGGCGAUCCCGGAGAACGCGGAAGCCCGUUACCUGGCCGGCCACAAGAUCUUCGUCCGAGGUACGUCUCCGUUUGUUUAUCCGCCACGCCAGAAAUCUCUAUCAGUUGUAGUAUCACAAAUUGAAUCGCCGCUGUGUUCCUCCUCCCCCUCCCACAUAACCCAAAUAUUUUUGAAGAGCAAACACGGCUCGCAGGUGUAAAUAUGUACACAUUACGUGUUGGAUGCGUUCUGAACCUUUGCUUCUCACAAAAACUGGCUCUUUUUGUUGUGCGAAUCGGUGGAGCCAAGAAUGAAAGGGAAACGAUCGGAUUUCCUGACCGGAAGGCCAGAAUCCACUUGUAAGGGAUCAAGAUUUCCGAUUGGGACACAUCAUAACUUCUCAUGAUUCUCUGUGAGGUAAAACUUUAAAAACUAGGUCAGAACUCUGAAUCAUCGCUCCCUUUAUUUACUUUUUCCUUAUCUUAUCUCUCCAAAAAUAGUAAAGUUGCCCAAUGUAGCAGUUUUCGGAGCAUUCCCCUCACUUCCUCACCCUGUUCUAAGCUAAAAAUCAGUUCCGCAUCUCGGAUUACUCUCAUUGACACUGUUAAUGUUUCAUGGUCGCUAUCAAUUCUUGAUCCUCCGCCGCUGCUCCACUUCACAAUCCUUAAUCCAAUCGGUGUGUGUUUUUUCCUUUUUUAUACGUAAGACUCAAAAAACAAGACACACAUAAUAUUUAUCUUUUAUGAAUUUUCCUCGUUCGUCUUCUGCCUCUCUAUCACAUGCUUCUAAUCUCGCGCACGUGUGAUUCCUAUUCACUUCUUUUCCCCCCUAAUGACCACUAACCUGAUGCCGUUCCUUUCUAAAGCCGUCUCCACGUCUUCUUCUUCUUCUUCUUCUGAAUCGUAUUUGUUUUUGAUCAUAUCUCAAUUGGGCCCGAAUUGGGCUACAAAAUCCGUCUCACUCACACACAUUUUUCUGACGUGUGCCAAAUUUGGAUAUCAUUCGUUCCCCUAUCCGCAAAAAUCUUUGCGAACAUACCCAGGAAAAGAGUCUACCAGAACCGAAGAACUUUUCAAAAUCGGCCUAUGCGGAUUAUAGAAAGGGACGGCGAAGGAUUACGGCAGGCAUUCCAAUGAUCAUUAAACUGUUUCGGAAACCCUUUGAUUGGUUCUCUCUUCUCGUUUUCCAAUUCCGUUCAAUCAGAAGAAAGGCGAAACGAGAUUGUACAACUGGAUGUUCUUGCUCUUGAGAACUGAUCUGGUUGUUUGAACAGAUUCUUCUGAGACGACGCCAAAUAUCUAAGACAGGCAGGGGGACUCACUUCUUGAUUCUGUUGCAAGAUGAUACUAGGAAAAGAAAAUGACAGUAAUUGACAUCGCUUUAUCUGAACUCUCUGUGGUGGACCCCAGCUUCUCAGCUCCACAGUUCCACCAAAGUGCGCGGUCCCUUUUUCGUCUUACUGCUUUCACUCCUGCUUUCCCUUCUCUCGUCCCUUAUGCGUUUGCUUCCCGAUCAGCUUAAAAACACACUCAUCUGAUUAAUCCAAAAAGGAAAAGCGACGGCGCCCGUGACUCCGCCCCCAUCGUUUCCCAACGACUUUGGAAAUCUUGUCUUCGUGCCGCCGCCGCUCGCAGUCUCUCCUCCCUAUCGCGCCGCACAAAAACGAGAAGGAGAGGACCGUCAUGAAUUUAUUCAUUACUCGCUUCUUCCGUCUCACUUGAGCCCGUCGACGUACUGCUUUCUGCCGAACGAAUGGAUCCACGUCGUCGCGUCGGAUAGAACGGAGAGAAUGGAAAAGUUGGAGAAAGGGUUGCAAGCGGCCAAGAGCAGUGAGUUCGCACCACAAAAUGCAGCCAUUCGCUUCCGAAAUGGAAUCGUCGUUUGGAUUCCACGUCAUCGAAGCAAUUUAUCACAUUUUACUCGUUGAUGACAUGGAAAUCAGAGAAUCGGGCUAUUUCGGGCAGAUUUCUCACGCAAAAGGUGUAUUUUCGGAGCGAAAAAGGGUGGAGCUCGAUUCUCCACGGGAAUAAUGUCACGAAUCGAGAGCUCAUUCUGACAUUCUCAUUGACUGUGACGGAAUUUCAAAACGUAUUGUUUUAGCUGCUCUCAUUCACCAUCUUUUCUUAGUUAUGUGAAUAUUAUUGAAGGGCCUCCACGUCAUAAUCCGCUCCUUUCGUCACAAUGCCUGUGUCUGGCCCAAGUUCCCGUGCACCCUGAUCCCCGAGUGUUCCAUUGGGAGACUCCCCCUCAGCUCUUUCCCUUCGAUAGACCCUGAUUACCGCUCGUCGUCGCUUUGUCUCCGUCGUCCCAAUCCUAAUUUAAUUUCUCUGCCUUCCAGAAAGUCCAAUCGGAGUUCGUUAAAUGAAGGCCUCCCCUCCCUCCGGUGCGAGCUCUUUUUUGAGCAGCCCUCCCAUCGGAGGCGGUCUUCCCCUUUUCAUCUUUUUGCUCUGACGUAGAAUACGCCUGAGCCCCCACCACUAGUUUCCAAGCCUUCCUGGCGACACUUCUUCGUCGUAGUCGUCGUCGUAAAACUUUUGAGUCAUAGAUGUAGACAGACGCGCGGAGAAGAGGCAGACGCGGACGGACGAAAGAUAUCCCUUUUCAGGAGCACGCACGGGCGGCUCACCGAGCAAAACAUUAAUUGAGUCUCGAAAUCUGUCCAAUUUGAUGAUACAAAUAGCCGAUGACACCCCGCGCCUCGUGUGCGCCGCCUAGUCAUUCUUAGUAGCUCUCAAGUUAUACUCAUAUGUCUGUAUGUGUGUGUGUGCCUGCCACGUCAGCAGGGGAAAACCCAAACUAACCAAAGGCUCCACGGGUCCAAUUUGCGUUUCGCCUUUGUCUUGCUUUCCUUUUCUUUUGCUCCUGCUACUGGCGUUCAGCCAAUCAACUCACACACACAUACAACGUCUUAGCUUAUUUUGACUGCUCGUUCCAGGGGGGGGGACUACUUGCCAUCCGCCCACUCACAUUCUCAAUUGUUUUUUUGUGUAUUUGUGCAAGGAAAAAGAAAAAGGGCAGCGAAGGGUCACAUUACGGAGGUCUGAUUAGAUAUUCCGUUUUGCAAAACGGCAGCCAGCCAUCCAAAUGGAAUAUUUCAUGUUUUAGUGGGGAACUCGGACUGACGACGUCAUCCUCCGAACCUCGCUCUCUUCUCGGAAUUCAAUCACUUCUGAAAGUUCGGCAAGGCCCUCUAGGCUCAUAAAUAUUUUCCGAAAUUUAUUUAUUUGGUCCCAAGAAACCGAAUAAAAAACGGAAGAAAAGAGGAGGUUCGUCCCUCGAGCGUCCACUUCUUCAGAUUUAUGCUCCCGCUGGCUCCACCUCCUUCCAAAUCAAGUGGAUAUUGUCCUUCGGCACGCAAUCCCAUUCACACUCUCCUUCCUUCUAAGCUGAUUAACUGCUCGUUCAUACUGUAGCAAUGCUGCUCUUCGCAGUUUCCAACAAAUGUGUGUCAUUCCCACAAUUUCCCUUCCCAAGAUCUCUUCCAUUAUUAAUGUGAUAUAUAAAAGAGUACUUCCGGGCCCUUUUCGCUCUGUUUCCAUUUUUGGCUCCAUUUUUGAAUUGACACCAGCUGGGAGCAGAAUCGCCUCAUUCGCCGUUCUGCUUGCACUUGUAAGAAAACAAAUCUUCUCAUUCUAUUCACUUUUGUGCUAGAACCAAUUUUUUCAACUUGUGAGAAUUACCUGUGAAGUGGAAUUCUUCAGGGUUUUCCCCCAUUAACUCGAGAAAUAGAGGCAGAGAGAGAGAGAGAGAGACACCUAUAAUUAUGGUUUUCGUUUCGCAAAGGUCGCGCAUCGUCCAAGAUGAUUACAGCAUUGUGACGCUCCACACACACACACAUCCAUCCAAAGUUUUGCAGGACGUGGAAACAUGAAAGUGGUGAGGCACACGCGGGCGGCGCACAGUAUGGACGAGAGCAACGAAAGGGCGACACGCAAGAUGAGCGCCGAAGCCGUCUCCAGAAAGUCGUCGUUCGUCAACAGUCGCAUUGUGAGUUUCUUCCGGUCAGGGCUACUAAAUUUAACUUUCUAUUUUUGCAGUUGAACCGCGGCUCACGGAAUCAUCCCGGGCUGAAUGGAAGUGAUGACGCCGAGUGCCGGAGCAACGACAGCUCUCUGAGGUAAAAGAACUACAUUUACACUCUAAUCCGGAGAACCAAUUAUCAAGUCAUUCACUCUCGGAGAGAGAGAGAGAGAGAGUUCCCACACUUUUGAUUCCAUAAGUCUAACGAACUAGUCACGCGGUCUCACUUUCUCUUUCUUUACCCCUUCUCACCUCAAAUGUUGCCUUUUUCCAGUGUUCGUGACGCUUGGCAGUACGACGAACCGUCGUGCUCCGAAAUUCCCGACGACGGAGGAACGAGAAGAGCCCGUUCGGUCACUUCCUCCAGAAUAUCGUUGUUCUUCGGGAAAGAGAAGAACGAAAUGAUCCGAAUUCUGAAUCAACUGAAGGAAGAGACAGAACUCGAAAAUCAAGGCUACAAGCUGGAGAAAGAUUGGCGAGAAAUUGUCAAGGAUUAUCAGAAUCUUUCGGAGAAGAGAAUCAAGCAGCAGGAGGCGAUUUGGGAGAUCGUCGCCACGGAGCAUCGCUACAUCAAACUGCUCCGUUACCUCACCGACCUCUCCUUUUAUCUCACGAGUCUUCAGAAUAACGGGUUCCUCAAGUAAGUGUCACUUUUGCGAUCACAACCAUAUUAUUCAAUUUUUACAGAGACGUAGAAAACCGUUUUGUCUUCUACAAUUUCGUUAAUUACGCAACGUCAACUAUGAUUAUCUUUGGCUUCAGUCCAUUGAGCCCCUGCUGAAUCACUCGAGAAACACCGGAGAGCCGUUGGAUGUCAAGUUCCUUUCCGCGGGAUUCCAUGGCAUUGAGAACUGGUCAAGAUGCUACAUAACCUUCCAUCUGGCAUACCAGGAAUCACUCAAGCAUAUUCAGAAGAGGUUGAAGGACAACGAGCAGUUCAGGGAAUUCGUGACGGUGAGAGAAACUUAUGGACUUAUUCACAAGUGUAAUGUUUUCAGUGGGCUGAAUCGCAGGAAAACCUUGACCGCCAAAAAUUGAUUGACACACUCUCUCAGCCAAUGCAAAGACUCACCCGAUACAGACUUCUGCUGCAGGUGAGCACGGUCCCCGGGGACAUUAGACAAGAAAAAGAACACUGACGCACUUGGCUAAUUCUAUUUGCUUUUGCUUUUAUCCCAAUUUUCUUUUUAGGCCCUUCUCAAAGUGACAACCGAUGAAAGCGAACGAGAAAUGUUGAGGAAUUUGGAGGAAAGUUCGGAAAAGGCGACGCAGUUGGUCAACUGGGAGAUGAACAAUAACGAUUUGAGGGCAAAACUCGGAGACAUCAUGAGGACGAUAGAAGGGCCGGAGUUUGUGGAUCUCGACGAACUGGACAAACUGCUCGGGCUGAAGUUGCCACUGAUUCUCGGCGAGUUUAUGCCACUCCUCCAUCCACGGACGCCUACGGUUCGCGAGAUUUACCAUAGAGGAGACCUCCGGAUGCAGGAAGGAAAGAAGGGAUCGAAAGUGGAUGUGCACUGCAUGAUAUUCACUGACAUGUUCCUCAUCUGCCGGAAAGUUCAAGGAAAGAAAGAUCGUCUGAAGAUUGUCCGUCCGCCCAUCCAUCUCGGCAAAGUGGUUUUCCAUUACUUUCCCGACCAUUGCGGAUUCUACCUGGUCACUUUAACCGACUUCCACUCUGCCGCUUCCCUCUACUCUAUGCACACUUCCAGUCCCGAUGAAACACUCCGAUGGACUGAUAUGCUAAAGGUGGCCGUCGAAGAUUUCCAAAAGAUUCAUAUGAGUUCGUGGGGUCAAAAAGAGCAGGGAUCUCCUUUGGACGAGUACGGAAGAGGCUUCUUCGUGGAGCCGACAACGCUGUGUGCUCCUAGAAUCAUGCCGAGUGGAUAUGUUCAGCAACACAUCCCAGUCAUUCACAGAAAGUGCAGCAGCAUGGAUUCCCAGGCAGUCGCCGCCCAUGCUCAUCUCAACUGUGAGUUUAUACAAAAAAACAGCUACCGUAUUUGACGUUUGUCGUUUUCAGAUAUGCACCGAAGUUCGGCCGUUUGCUCGACCGAACAACUCGACCGUCACAAUGGAUCCGACGGCUCCAAGUGCGUCCCUCCCCGCCAUAAACUGAGCGUCGCCAGCUGCCACGCCAAUCCUCUUUCGUCUAGCAAAAGCUCUGUGGAUCUCUAUGUGUCUCUGGGAGCAGAAACCUCAGAAAUCGAACGGCCCCGCAGUAGAUCCAAUUCGUCCGGUCCAGACAUUGAAGGAUUGAAACAAAGGUCAAGAAGCCCGUCACUCUCAAGAAAAGAGACGGGAACACCGGCAGAAAUGGACUCUCCGGUCACGAACAACACUCCGCCCUGCAGGGAUUCUCCGACCCUCCUCAUCACUCCAGACGACUCUGCCGAACCGUCUCAAUCCGGAAGACGUUUCGAGAAGCGAUAUCACACUGCUGACGGAAUCGACGUGCUCAAACCGAAGAACUCGGUGAUUCCCGGAGGCAUUCUGAAAAGAUUUUCGUGGAAUGUGAGUUCGGCCGUCGGAGGGAGCCGGAAAAGAAUGGAGAGCUCGAGACGCAGUUCACAGGCGUCCAACGCUGCCAGCAUCGAUUCGUUCGGCAGCUCGACGAGCGGAAUAUCCACCUCUUCAUCAUCAAACAACAACAACGACAUGAGCUUGGAAGCGAUGACGGUAAGAGAAAAAUUGGAGAAGAAGAAGUAAUUCCCAUUGCAUCUAUAGACCAAACUCUCCCACAUCUCGACCAUCUCAAUCAACGACACUCCACAUGAGCCACAGGCAACAUUGAGCAUCAAUCUGGAAGCCCCGCCCCCAGUCGUCCUUGAGGUAAACGUCAUCUGAAAGAAACUCUCCAGAACAUCACGCCGUUUUUUUUCAGAAAGACGAGGAACAGUCGAUCGAAGUAUCCGUACCUCCUCCGCCGGAGCUGCCGCCCCCGAGCAAGACACCCUCGCCUAACUUCCCUUCCCAAAAAUCUGAAAAAAAUACUGCCAAAUGUCAAGAACUGCUGAAAUUCAUAAUGGAUAAUCAUCUGGAGACGUCGUGAGUACCAUCCAAACAUAUUCCGAUCAAUUAUGUUUGCUUUUCAGAGACGUCUAA
Caenorhabditis sp. 36 PRJEB53466 is the source of this 7500-nucleotide messenger RNA. The record is from the annotation of a GenBank genome assembly. NCBI's taxonomy places the organism in Eukaryota, Metazoa, Nematoda, Chromadorea, Rhabditida, Rhabditidae.